UAUCGAAUGCGACGAAAAAAUGUUCGAGCGGUAAUGCUAAUAAUCAGUACAUUUACGUAUCUGCUAAUUGGCGCUGCCGUAUUUGAGAAAUUAGAGUAUCGCACCGAUCUGGAACAAAGACAUGAAAUCGAUAUAAUCGCGAAGAAGCUCUACAGCAAAUAUAAUUUCACCGAGAAGUAUUGGAAUUUCGUUGGUGCCUUCUAUUUUGCUAUCAUUGUCAUUACAACAUUAGGUUAUGGGCAUUCGACACCAAACACAACCCUAGGAAAGCUGUUCUGUAUGAUUUUUGCACUAGCUGGUAUCCCACUUGGCUUGAUCAUGUUCCAGAGCAUUGGCGAACGCGUCAAUACCGCCAUUGCUUUCAUACUCAGAAAGGUUCUUGAUUAA
Messenger RNA from Gongylonema pulchrum, 387 nucleotides. The record is from the annotation of a GenBank genome assembly. NCBI's taxonomy places the organism in Eukaryota, Metazoa, Nematoda, Chromadorea, Rhabditida, Gongylonematidae.